This is a messenger RNA of Carassius gibelio (silver crucian carp), 1124 nucleotides long. Its product is annotated as histone H3-like. The coding region runs from base 67 to 477 and encodes 136 amino acids. NCBI's taxonomy places the organism in Eukaryota, Metazoa, Chordata, Actinopteri, Cypriniformes, Cyprinidae. Gene Ontology annotation, molecular function: DNA binding; structural constituent of chromatin; protein heterodimerization activity. Gene Ontology annotation, cellular component: nucleosome. The transcript has a single exon. The record is from RefSeq and is a predicted model, not a curated record.
UGCUUUAAAACCAGCUGUGUUGGAUGCACGGUUACACUCGUAUUCUACAGUGAUUAAACUGCAGCGAUGGCAAGAACAAAGCAGACCGCUCGUAAAUCCACCGGUGGUAAAGCCCCGAGAAAGCAGCUCGCUACUAAAGCUGCCCGGAAGAGCGCCCCAGCCACCGGCGGCGUCAAGAAGCCCCACCGUUACAGACCCGGGACCGUGGCUCUCCGAGAGAUCCGCCGCUAUCAGAAGUCCACCGAACUGCUGAUCCGCAAACUGCCUUUCCAGCGUCUGGUGCGAGAGAUCGCUCAGGAUUUCAAGACGGACCUGCGCUUCCAGAGCUCCGCUGUCAUGGCCCUGCAGGAGUCAAGCGAGGCUUACCUGGUCGGUCUGUUCGAGGACACCAACCUGUGCGCCAUCCACGCCAAGAGAGUCACCAUCAUGCCCAAAGACAUCCAGCUGGCCCGCCGCAUCCGCGGAGAGCGCGCUUAAACCCGCCGCUGCGUCAGCCGCGUCACACCCCAAAGGCUCUUUUAAGAGCCAACCACAUCACUCUAAAUGAGACGGUUUCCACUGGAACUGACUGUAAAUCACUAUAACAUUACACUUAGGCUUUCAAUGAAUCUUUUCUGCUUGUUUGUUUAUGAAUCCCUAAUUUAAACAAGAAAGUACACAUGCAAAGACAUGACGUCCAUGUGCGUUGGACACUUCUGCAGUUAAAUGCUAUAAUAGUGAAAAUGCCUUAUACUUAAGUUUGUGUGUAAUACAGCCAAGUGCAAUUAUGUAUAAGGUUAAUAUUAAGAUAUUAUGUAUUGUCAAGUUGAAUGUGCGACAAAACGUCUGUUGCAUUGUUUAAGGUGAAAAUACAAGUAAUUUGGUUAUCGUAGGUGUUUAUUUAAAAUAAAUUGAGAACUACUGCUAUAAUGUUUGAUAGGACAUCUGUAGCGCCAUUUGGUGUGAGUUCGUGCCGCUCGAUUAUGAGUUAAUCUGAUUAAAAGCAUCUCACAGUUAUGUCUGUAAAUAUUCUGCAGAUAAUGUCUCAUACAUCUUUAUCAAAUAAAUCUUUUCAAACUUGGAUUAAAUCGUUAGUUCAGGGUUUGAAUUUAACCUCAUUGUUUCCUGCUCCAACUAAUGAAGGG